GUGCGCAUUACCAAUAAAUUCUGUGAAUCUGGGUAACAGCCUUAGAAUAGCUAUCACCAAACACUUCAGUCGGAUGAGCUAUUCCAAACAAAAUGCCGAGACGAAUGAAUUCUUCUUGAAGUCGCGUGAAGUGUUAUUAGUAUUCAUCUCUUCGCGCGCGUUCGUCAUGGCGGGGCGGACCAGUUUUGAUUUACAACGGAAAUUCUUGGCGCCAGGAAAGUUCAUUGUCGAUGAGUAAAAGACCAGCAAGAAAAUAGGAUCUGUCGAAGCGGUCACUGGCUGUGAUAUCAAGCCGGAUAAACAAGGGUUUUCCUUAAUAAGUGCUCUUUAAAGAAAAUGUCAAAGAGCGGCGGCAACGUAACAUGGAAAGACCAGCUUGUUGGAUCGAUCGUGGUGAUCUUGUUCGCCUUUACUCUCGUCUUGAAUUUUCUAGCCCUUCAUUACACCUAUGUCAAAGUUCGCAAGCCCUCCCUGAAGAAAAUCCCGCAUCUUUUCGUUGGCGCGCUGUCAUUAGCUGGACUGGGCAUUGCCUGUUUUCAAUAUGUUCCAUUUAUAACGACGCGGUUUAAUGGCGAGUGGUCGCGAGAAGAUGGCGUUUGUCACUUUGUCGCGUUUGGUGUUCUGUUUUUCGGGACGCUAACAAUCUCUUUGGUAGUGAUGAUGAGUUUGGAGCGAUUAGGCGCCAUAGUCUUCCCUUUCUACUACAAGGAGAGUGUCACAUUUCAGAGAUGCGUAGUCCUCUUGGCCAUCGUUGUGGUGUACUCCUUCAUCCUUGCCAUUCUUCCGCAGGCGCUCAAUAAAGUUGAGCUCAACGUGUCCACCGGCGUUUGCAGUUACGCCGUCGAGUCGCACAACGUGGAUACGGGCAUCGUUGUGUAUGUCAUGUCCAUACAUUACGUCUUGUCUGUGAUAGUAAUGGUUCUUUCUAACAUUACCGUAGUAUACACCCUGCAUGUUCUAGAAAGAAAUUCACUUUCAGAUGUCUAUGAUCAAGACAACAAACCCGAGAAAGGAACUCGCGCUAAAGGCUCUGGUACCUCUGCCUGUGUUAGCUUCGCCAAAAUGGUUACUCUCAUGGCAGUGUGUUACUCAAUUUGUUGGACAACAAUAUUGAUGCGCAUUGUAAUUCUGUACGCUUACAACUGGCAUAACAUGUAUUUUGAUCAAGUGGUUCUUGUCCUGACCACACUGGAUCCUUUGAUAAAUCACUGUGUCUGCUUGUGGACCAUGAGGAAAUACCGCGAUGGGUAUGCUUCGUCGCUGGGCAAGGUUUUUUCUUGUUUAAAGCCCUCAGAGGAAGGCAUGUUCCGCUCCGCCAUCACUCGAAUCAGCUCCAUAUCGAGGCGCUCAUUCAGUCGGUCAUCUUCCUCUGCUAGGUCUUCAUCUAUGCGAACUUCAAGGAGGAAAUCUUCCGCUGCACAUACGUAUAAACAAGUAGCCCAAAAUAACGCGGGUGUUCCAGCACCUAUAGAAGCUCAAGUCUAUGCUGAAAUUCAGUCCGAUCCUAAGGAGCUUGUGGAACAAGGACACUCAGACGACCCUUAACGACGGGCCCAUCAUGCUAGAGGUGCAAAAAAAAAAAAAUAGAUGUGGCCUUCAUACAAAAAGAGGGGAUGCUUCUCACCCCUUCCCCCUGAAAAUGGCGCGUUCUUUUGGAACGAGAAUCGUGAUGAGGCGUGUCACAAAUAUACGAGGAUUCAUUUCUCAGAUACAGUGAUAAUCCCGAUACAACUACCAUGACGAUCUCGUUACGAUUAUAGUUGUUCAGUAUUUCUAAAAUGGAAUGUAGGAUAUAACCCUUCGUUAAAUGCCAUAGUACCCUUGGCCUCUUGCAUGCUAGCCCUGCAUUGAUCUGAUUCAAAGUGCGAAUCGAAUCCUCUCUUUUCUUUGUAUUUCAGCUACAAGAAUUGUGUAGACCAUUUGCGCAGAUUACUUACCUUUUUCAAUAUGAAUUUCACAUUGUGGAUUGCGAACAUCUGAAAAACUCAGUGUUCAGCAGAUCAGUGUCCAGCCCAAUCCAAAGCCGCGUUCAGUAAAAUAUUCUUUACUCUAGAUAUCCUUUGGGAGACGAAAGAGCACCUCGCAAUAGAGCUUAGUAUAAGAAAUAGUUCAUGGAAGUGAAAACAGUGGAAGUAAUAGAAUUAAGAGCAAUCAA
This is a messenger RNA of Stylophora pistillata, 2155 nucleotides long. RefSeq lists its product as uncharacterized. NCBI's taxonomy places the organism in Eukaryota, Metazoa, Cnidaria, Anthozoa, Scleractinia, Pocilloporidae. Gene Ontology annotation, molecular function: G protein-coupled receptor activity. Gene Ontology annotation, biological process: G protein-coupled receptor signaling pathway. The record is from RefSeq and is a predicted model, not a curated record. Gene Ontology annotation, cellular component: plasma membrane.